Messenger RNA from Lindgomyces ingoldianus, 1397 nucleotides. RefSeq names its product catechol dioxygenase. Gene Ontology annotation, molecular function: catechol 1,2-dioxygenase activity; ferric iron binding. Gene Ontology annotation, biological process: catechol-containing compound metabolic process. Lineage: Eukaryota; Fungi; Ascomycota; Dothideomycetes; Pleosporales; Lindgomycetaceae. The transcript is spliced from 3 exons. Bases 247 to 1251 code for a protein of 334 amino acids. The record is from RefSeq and is a predicted model, not a curated record.
CUGGUGCGUGGCAUUCCCGCAAUAUGGUCGCGGAAUGAAGCCGUUCUUGCUUGCAUCAUUUCUAAUUUCUUAUUGAGCAGAUAGUUGAGAGCUUACCUUGCUUUCGUUCCCCAGAGCUCCACUUCUUAUACCCGUCUCUCUGUCUUCCUCUUCGCUGUUCUCUCUUCUCCCCUCAAUUGAUCUUUCUCCUCCUGACACGCCCUGCACGACUUACCUCAAUCCCCUCCAAUUACCUACCCGCCCACUAUGGAUCCUGCUGAAGUCUCUAUACCCCCCCUGAAGGACCUCACAAUCGACAACAUCACCGAAAAUGUCAAUCUCAUAAACUCGCAAACACCGGAUCCGAGGUUGAAAUAUAUUUUGGAGAGGCUAGUCAGCCAUAUGCAUGAUUUUGCACGAGAGACGAGGUUGAGUACGAAGGAGUGGAUGGCGGGUAUUGAGUUUUUGACGGCGGUUGGGAAGAAGUGUACGGAUGUUCGACAGGAAUUCAUCCUCCUGUCUGAUACAUUAGGCCUUUCCCUCCUCGUCGACUCUAUCGACCAUCCCAAAAAGCCCUCCUCAACCGAAGGCACCGUCCUAGGUCCCUACCACACGCACGACGCCCAAACCCAGGCCCUAGGCCAGUCCAUCUCGGGCGAUCCCGAUGGCACACCCCUCCUCUGUCUCUGCACCGUGCACACAACAUCCGGCGCGCCUAUUUCUGACGUCAAAAUCGACAUUUGGGAAACAGACUCGAAGGGCUCGUAUGAUGUGCAGUACGAAGAUUAUAGCGGAGAGAAACCAGAUGGCAGGGCGGUGCUGAGAAGUAAUGAAGAAGGAGUCUUUUGGUUCAAGGCGAUCGUGCCCGUGCCGUACAGUAUUCCGCAUGAUGGCCCAGUUGGGAAGAUGUUGGGGAUAUUGGGACGACAUCCGUGGAGACCGAGUCAUAUGCAUUUCAUGUUUGAGAAGGGGGGGUUUGAUCAUCUUAUCACCGCCCUAUACCUCCGUAACGACCCCUAUGAAACUAGCGACGCAGUCUUUGGCGUUAAGGAAUCCCUCAUGGUUGACCUCGGCAUCGUAACCCCCGAACAAGCGAAGAAAUACGAUAUUAAAGAAGGCGCAAAGCUCCUAACAUAUGAUUUCGUGCUCAUGACGGAUGAAGAAACGAGCGAGUUGAGGGACGAGGAGGCAAAAAAAGCCAUGGAGAAGUUGGGCAGGGGGGAUAUGCGGAUUGUUGAGGGUUUGCCGAUUCCAAUGGAGGAUGUGGAUUAGAAGGAUGAUGGAUCGGAUGGGAGAAAGGCUUGGGGACGUUGGGGACAUUGAAUUUGACUAGGUAACUGUCGAAUUAGGGUGGAAUAAAUAUUAGCGGAGAUGCUGUAUUCAUGAUGGGUAGUAGAAGAGCAGAAGCAGCUCCAAGA